Molecule: messenger RNA, 1434 nt
Organism: Alternaria ventricosa
Lineage: Eukaryota; Fungi; Ascomycota; Dothideomycetes; Pleosporales; Pleosporaceae
Exons: 1
Coding region: 1-1434 (477 amino acids)
Source: RefSeq, a predicted model, not a curated record
AUGCAUCCCACACUUUCAGCAACAGUGCUUCUAGCAUCCCUUCUCACAUCCCCCGCCAUCUCAACCACCCCAAAACACCACCCCUCAUCCUUCCAUCCCAGCGCCAUCAUAACCCGAGACGUAGCCAUCAUAGGCGGCGGCUCCUCCGGCACGCACGCCGCAAUCACGCUCAAAGACGCCAACAAAAGCGUCAUCGUGGUCGAAAUCAAGAACCGGCUAGGCGGCCACACAGAAACCUACACAGACCCAGCAACCGGUCUCGCUCAAGACUACGGCGUGCUAGUCUAUCAUAAUGAGAGUACCGUCCUUGACUACUUCGCCCGCUUCGACAUUCCACUUGCACCCCCUCAAUUCGCUGGUAAUGACGCGAACUACGACUUCAGCACUGGUCUAGCCGUCAACGUCAGCGCACCAAGUGUAGAAGAGCUAGGCGCUGGACUCCAGAAGUACGCCGCGUUCUUAGCCCAAUACCCCAAGCUGGAAAGCGGCAUGUUCCUCCCCAGCCCCGUCCCGACAGACCUGACCAUACCGUUCGGCGACCUCGUCACCAAACUCGGUCUCGAAGCCUUGGUGCAGACAUUGUUUAGUACAAACCAGGGUAUCGGGGAUAUACUCAGUGUGCCCGUAGUGGAGAAUGCCCGUGUCAACGGGUUGGGUUUGGUCCAGCAACUCGCUUCCGGUAGUCUUGUUACCACAGCUCACCGCAAUAACAGCGAGUUGUACGGGAAAGCGCAGGCUGAGCUCCUUGAUUCGGAUAGCUUGUUGCUGUCUUCUGAAGUCGUGCGUUCGGUACGGAGGAAGGGGGGCGUGGAACUCGUUGUCAAGACGCCCGAUGGCGUCAAGUUGGUACGCGCGAAGAAGCUUCUCAUCACCAUUCCGCCGCGUGUGGAUCUGCUUGCACGUUUCGAUCUACGGAGGCAGGAACGUGAGGUCUUUGGGAAACUUAUCGAUGUUGGGUAUUACGCUGCUUUGGUCAAGAACACGGGUGUCCCAGACGAUUUAAACCUUUACAAUCGCGCGCCAGACACCCUGUACAACCUCCCUGCGCUGCCGGGUGUCUAUAUCAUGUCGCCAACCGCUAUUCCUGGGGUCAAAGCGAUCUACUACGGUUCUCAACAGUCGAAUGCGACAUACCCUCUCUCUGAUGACUUCGUCAAAGAAGAGAUGAUUGCGGCAAUCAAGAGACUGCAAACAGCAAAUGCUGACAAGUUUGAGGCGACGGAACCAGAGUUCGUGGUGUAUACAUCACAUGCGCCGUUCUAUCUGCAAGCUAAACCUGACGACAUAAAAGCUGGCAUUUAUGACGAGAUGAACGCGCUACAGGGGUUGAGGAGCACGUAUUGGAGCGGGGCGACGUUUCGAGCUUCUGAUAGCAGCGCGCUCUGGAAGUUUAACAAGGAGAUUGUGCUUCCUAUGUUGAUGGAGGGACUCUGA